CUUAAUUUAUAUAAGUCAGUCACGGUCGUCGUCGUUGUGUUUGCUAGGGUUUCAUCUUCAGCGGCAGAGAGGUUUGCAGGGCCGGGAGCAAAAAUGGCGGAUAAGUCGGCUAAGGCAAGAAAAAGUGAGGUCGUCACGAGGGAGUACACCGUCAAUCUCCACAAGCGCCUGCACGGAUGCACAUUCAAGAAGAAAGCACCGAAGGCCAUCAAAGAGCUCAGAAAGUUUGCUCAGAAGGCUAUGGGUACCACUGAUGUUAGAGUGGACGUGAAACUUAACAAGAAUAUAUGGAGUCGUGGAAUUAGGAGUGUGCCUCGGAGGGUUCGUGUCCGUAUCGCACGAAAGCGAAAUGACGAGGAAGAUGCCAAGGAGGAGUUCUAUUCCUUGAUAACUGUGGCAGAGGUACCUGCAGAGGGAUUGAAGGGCUUGGGUACCAAGGUCAUUGACGAAGAGGACUAGAUUAGCUUUGCCAAAACCAGCCCAAAUUUUUGUAUGUUUUUAGCUCACUGAUCCAGUUUUGACUUGAGGUUUUGUCUUCUUUGCAACGUAAGAGAAAAAUUGUUUGUUUCCACAAUUAAUGAGUUUUGUAUUAAUUCUCGUGUGAUUUAUUCUGUCAAUGAUUCAUGUUUCAUGAUGUUGUUGUUGAUUCUGACAGACCACCAUUCUGAUGUAGAAAAAUGAUCACUGAUGAUGAAUUAUCCUGCCAGUUCUUGAAGUUUGGUUUA
This is a messenger RNA of Benincasa hispida (wax gourd), 725 nucleotides long. Its product is annotated as large ribosomal subunit protein eL31. Gene Ontology annotation, cellular component: cytosolic large ribosomal subunit; ribosome. Gene Ontology annotation, biological process: cytoplasmic translation. The record is from RefSeq and is a predicted model, not a curated record. NCBI's taxonomy places the organism in Eukaryota, Viridiplantae, Streptophyta, Magnoliopsida, Cucurbitales, Cucurbitaceae. Gene Ontology annotation, molecular function: structural constituent of ribosome.